Molecule: messenger RNA, 1507 nt
Organism: Melanaphis sacchari
Lineage: Eukaryota; Metazoa; Arthropoda; Insecta; Hemiptera; Aphididae
Product: tubulin beta chain-like
Exons: 1
Coding region: 1-1245 (414 amino acids)
Biological process (GO): mitotic cell cycle; microtubule cytoskeleton organization
Cellular component (GO): cytoplasm; microtubule
Molecular function (GO): GTP binding; structural constituent of cytoskeleton; GTPase activity
Source: RefSeq, a predicted model, not a curated record
AUGCCUCGUGCGGUGCUCGUUGACUCGGAUUCGGCGUUGUCCAAUACGAUCGGUGGGCAACGGUGUGGUAGUAACGCAUAUAGAAAGCAAAACUUUGUGGGCGGGCAUGGCGGAACCGGAAGUAACUUCGCCAGAGGCUAUUAUGGUAGCAAUGAAAUAUCGAGUUUAGUCGCGGACGCUGUCCAGUCAGAAGUAGAGCGGUGCGAUCGGCUUCAAGGGUUUCAGUUGGUGCACUCGAUGGGCGGCGGCACAGGCUCUGGCCUAGGUGGACGCGUACUGGACAACAUCCGAGUAUUAUACCCAAACCAGGUGGUUCACACGUACAGUGUAGCACCGUGGACGACCGUGUCGGAUGAGCCUACUGAAUCGUACAACGUGUUACUGUCCGCGGCCCGGUUGGUUGGCGGUGCGCAUGCGACAUAUCUGGUAGAUAACCGAGCGCUAUUUGAUGCAUGCUGUGAUAGUGGUAGUAGUGGUGGAGGUGUAUUCGCUGUCCCUGCAUACGCUGAUCUCAACCACCUGGUGUCGCAGAUCAUGUCUGGCACGACGACCGGACUCCGGUUCUCCGGCAGAUUGAACACCGACAUGAGAAAGUGCAUCGCUAACCUAGUGCCGUAUCCGAGACUGCACUUCUUUGUGCCGGAAUUUGCACCGCUCACGUUCCGCGGACAAACGGACGCGUGCGUGCACUCCAUUUCCGAGCUGGCCACACAGCUAUUCGAAGCAGUGCGGCUGCAGCGGCAUUGCACCGGCGCUGAUACCAUUGAGGCUGUCGUUAUGGCUGCCGUCAUGACGUUUCGGGGCAGAGGCUUGGAGACCGACCGCAGUGGCAGUGUACCACUGCAGCCGAUUACAGGAUGUAGUCGUAUGUCUGACCCAGAACGUUGUUGGUUACCAGACAACCUCAAGACUGCUAGUUACGGUGUACCGUGUUACGGAAUCGAGAAUAGUGGUACGGUAGUGGCCAAUACGACAGCGGUUCGGGACGUACUCGAACGGGACUGUCAGCGGUUCGCGUCAAUGUUGGCAAAACGAAAGCUGUUACACAAGUACACCGAAGAGGGAAUGGAUUCAGAUGAAUUUCGAGUUGCAUUGGAACAGAUCGAAUCGCUGUUGGCUGAAUACUUGGUGAUCGAGCAGAUCAACUGUAGCGGUGACGAUAACGAUGACAGACAAUCAUCUACAAGUACGAGCUGCACGGUCGCAUUAUCGACAGUUGAUGAAUGUAAGCCACCGGUGCUUUAAAUAUUUUAAUGUAGGACAUUAAAUCAAUUAUUUACAUAGAAAGAUAUAUUUUCGUUUAUUGUAAGCAACUCACACAAUUAUGGGGAUUGAUCAAGGGCGCCCAUAUGGGGGGCAAGGAUGGACAUGUUCCCCCCCAGGAAAAUUUUGAAAAAUUGUUUACAUAAGAUCUACAAUGAGUGAAGAUAGACUUGAUGGAUUAGGCAUGAUAAGCGUACAUAGGAGAAAAAAUUGAUGAUAAAACGAAUGAAUACAUAGAAUAAGU